AUGUACUUUACAGAGUUUGAAAAUUGCAUCCGUAAUUCUGGGGAAUCUAUCAGGGACUAUGCUUGCCGGUUAAAGAAGCUUUACUCGUUUGCCUACCCAACGGAAGUAGGAAAGACAAUUGAUGCAGAUGUCCUCAAAUUAAGAGAGACUUUGUUAAUGGAUGACUUUCUGGGAAGGUUAAAACCCAACCUACGCGAAAGAAUGAGUUUUAAAGACUAUAGGAACUUAAAUGACCUGGUAAAAGCAACAGAAAAAUGUGCAGCUAUCUUAAAUGAAGCAAAACUAGAGAAACGGAGUGUCGAAUUUUUCAACACUGUUUCGGCAAAUGCCAAUGCCCAGGAAUUUAGGGAAACAAAAAACGAGAUUUUAGAACUAAAAUCAGUCAUUGAGCAGCUUUCGCAGAAAAUGAAAGCCACCCAACUUGCAGAUAAGAGUCACGAAUCAAUCAAUGCCGUCGCCACGGGCCAUAACGCCCAAUUAGCGGAAAGCAAACAGGAAAUAGAGGAAUUGAAAAACCUUUUGACAGCUAGUAAUAAGAGUUAUAGCGAUAUGAUGAAACGGUCCAGAGACUCAGAGAAAAUGAUGAGAAAUCUGCAGCUUCAGGUCGCUGGUAUGAGCCAAGCGAUCCCCCAGGCUCAACCAAUGAGACAGUAUAAACAAAGUCACAGUGGCCUGGUUGCAGACAAUAGUGCUCGGUUUCCGCAUCAACCACCAGUACAUCGUAAUCCACCACCAUCUUACAAGGAUCAUCACAAUAAUCCGGUUAAUGGACCCCCUCAAAGAGGAGAGCGUUAUUGUGCAUAUUGCGCAAAUAACGGCAGGAACCCAACAACUCACAACACUGACAAGGGUGGGUGGGGACCAAACGGGCCAACCUGCUUCAAAUGCCAUCAAGGUGGGCACAUUGCGCGUGAUUGA
Molecule: messenger RNA, 918 nt
Organism: Daphnia magna
Lineage: Eukaryota; Metazoa; Arthropoda; Branchiopoda; Diplostraca; Daphniidae
Exons: 1
Coding region: 1-918 (305 amino acids)
Source: RefSeq, a predicted model, not a curated record